AUGCCGCACAGCAGACGACCGGGCUCGAUGCUGCACCGCGUGCGGACCAAGCACGAGUCGAAGGCGUCGCAGUCGGCGCACCACCGCGCGCCGCAGCUCGUCGUGCGGUCGGCGCAUCACGGCCACGAGACGCUGCCCGUGGCCAUGGGCGGCACGGCCAUCGAGCGCUCGAUGGUCAACGUGGGCUCGAUCGCCGUGUACCACGUCCGGCCCGUGGUCGCGCUCGAUGCGAAGCACGACGCCAAGGCGACGGUCUUUGCCGUGCACGUGCAGAACGCCAUCACGGGCCGCAGUUGGGUCGUCCACCGCCGCUUCUCGGACUUUCUCGUGCUGCGCGGGCUCAUUACCGAGCACUUUAAGCUCUUUUACGCCGACUUUCCGCGCCUCGCGAGCCGCGUGAACGAGCUCUACUUCCCCAAGAAGCACACGUUCCGCCACAACGUGGACAAAAUCGUCGAGCACCGCUGCGACGCGUUCCUCGAGUUCCUCAUGGGGCUCCACCGGCUGCUCGUGUGCCACACGUACAUUGUCCACCGCGACAUCAGUCCCAUUGGCCUCUCCAUCCUGCGGGGCUUCCUCGGGAGCGCCAUCGUGCAGGACCCGAGCCACAAAGCCUACGCGUUCCACCGCCCCAUAUUGCCCAUUGAGCUCAAGCCGUCCGAGCGCACGCCAAUCCACCAGUGUGGGUCGCUCACGACAGUGCUCGAGGACGACGCCGAGUACGAGCUCGAGGCCGGCCACAAGGCCGAGCUGGACUCCGAGACGGACUCGAUGUCGCGCGACGGCUCGACUGAAGAGAGCCUGUCGAGCUCCCUGUCCGAAGACACGAGCGACGGCGACGACGUCGAGAUGACUGCGCGCAUGCGGGAGCUCGUCAACCGCCGGCGCGCGCACAAGUACGCGCGGAACCGCCGCGUGCUGCAUUUCCUGCGCAAAGACGUCUUGACGACCGACACGUGGUGGGAGGCGAACGUCGGCGUCGAGCACGACGAGCACGAGCCCGAGUGUGCGCCGCCGCCAGGCGACUAUGCGCACAUUGAGAAGAUGUACGUGCGCGCGACGGAUAUGGCGCUGCCGUCCGCGAUGAUGCGGAUCAUGGAAGCGCCCAAGCCGAUCUCGGCCUAA
Molecule: messenger RNA, 1125 nt
Organism: Hyaloperonospora brassicae
Lineage: Eukaryota; Oomycota; Peronosporomycetes; Peronosporales; Peronosporaceae
Source: the annotation of a GenBank genome assembly